Brachypodium distachyon (stiff brome) is the source of this 2793-nucleotide messenger RNA. RefSeq names its product disease resistance protein RPM1. The transcript is spliced from 3 exons. The coding region runs from base 1 to 2793 and encodes 930 amino acids. Gene Ontology annotation, biological process: defense response to other organism. Gene Ontology annotation, molecular function: ADP binding. The record is from RefSeq and is a predicted model, not a curated record. Lineage: Eukaryota; Viridiplantae; Streptophyta; Magnoliopsida; Poales; Poaceae.
AUGGGGAAGGCGAUGGCGCUGAUCGAGGAGAAAUACAAGGACUGGACGAGCAUCAAGGACAACUGCGAGUCCCUGGAGAGAUCCCUCCUCUUCCUCGCCGCAGCACUGGACGACGAGCUUGCCAGGCGGAAGGGCGCCGCUCCGCCCGUCGCUCUGGCGAGAGCGUACAGCAAGGUGAUGCGCGAGCUGACGCACGACAUCGAGGACUGCAUGGAGCGCUUCCUCUACCGCGUCAGCCGCAAGAAGGGGUCCUCAAGGAUCCGCCGGGUUUUCCACUGGGCGGCCACGGUUGGCCUCCGCGACCAGUUCGCUUCCGAGAUCAAGAAGCUCAAGAAGCGGUCCGAGGACGCAAAUGGCACCAUCAGAAAUCUCAUCGCUUCUUCCAGCAGCGGCAACCAUGCCGCGCCUCCAGCAGAACUACAGCCUUAUUGUGUGGUGCCGGAGCCUCUUGGCAUCAAGGAACCCAUCGAGAAGAUCCUGUCUCUGUUAGAUCUGACGGGGCACGAACCGGAGAAGCUGAGGGUGAUCGCCAUCGCGGGGUUCGGAGGCUCCGGGAAGACAACUCUCGCACAGGAAGUGUUCAAGGUGGCAAGCCCAUCAUUCACUUGCAGCGCCUUGGUUGGUACACUGGACUGCGGAAAUGCCAAUGACCUUCUAAACAAGAUAAUCAGGAAGGUCUGCCAGCCGCCCACCGCUGUCCUCCAAGAAUCAGAUUGUACAAGUCUUCAAGAUCGUCUCAAAGUUCACCUAAGGGAUAAGAGGUGUCUCAUUGUUAUUGAUGACAUCGACGUGCAUUACUGGGACAUUGUAAUCCCUAUCUUCAACUUCAGAGACAGUCUCCCUAUGGGCAGCAGAAUAAUAGUGACCACGUCCACUCAUCACGUAGCUAAUACUUGCACUUCCGGGCAUGGCAUCGGUUACAUGCACAAGAUGGAAACUCUUGGAGAAGAAGCUUCAAAGGGUAUAGUUCUUCCAAGGAUACCUCCUCCCCCUGAGUUGGCACGGGGUUCCACUGCACUUCUGAAGAAAUGUGAUGGUCUUCUGCUUGCUCUUACUAGCGUGAGAAGACAAUUGACAAGUGAAAAGGAAUUAACUGGGGAAUCAUGCAAGGAAUUGAACAGCAAGUUGGGUUAUUACCUGGAAGGAGACAGGGGGCCUUACUUUGCAAGACUUCGAGGUGUGCUUAUGGAUACCUAUGCCGGUUUGCCUGAUUAUAAUGCCAGAAACUGCUUGCUGUAUCUCGGUAUAUUCCCAAUCAAUCGUCCCCUCAGGAGGAAUGUUGUGACCAGGCGAUGGCUGGCUGAAGGAUAUGCACGAAGCCAUCAAGGCCAACAACAUGAUGUAUGGGCUGCUCAGCAAAAUUUUGAGAAAUUUAUCGACCGUGGUAUCAUUGGGCCUGUUGUUCCAGGAAGCAAUGCAACAGUAGAGCUAUGCAAAACUCAUGGUAUUGUGCAUGAGUUCUUGUUGCGCAAGUCCAUGUGUGAACAAUUCCGGCACCUUUCUAUCCAUCCAGGGAAUGAUGAUACAGGGUACGGUAUGAUGUCAGAUGUUGAUUUAUCUCGUGUCCGGUCUCUGACAAUCUCAGGGAAUGCAGGUGAUGCUAUCUCUGAUUUUGGUAAGUACAAGAUUGUGAGAGUGCUGGACCUGGAAGAAUGCACUGACAUAACAGAUGUUUAUAUGAAAGACAUAUGCAUGAGGUGGAAUCUGAGAUAUCUAAGCCUGGGGCCCACCGUCACUAAACUUCCCAAAGAAAUUGCACAGCUAACACUGUUGGAAACACUAGAUUUAAGCAAAACGAAGGUGGAUGUGUUGCCGGUUGAGGUUAUUGGAUUGCCCAGUUUAGUUCAUCUGAUUGGAAAGUUUAAACUUCCAGGUGGAAUCAGCACAGAGCAACUGCCGAAAGAACGUAAACUUGAGACCCUGGCAGGAUUUGUGGUCAACGGGCACCAUGAAUUCCUUCAACUUAUGGCCCAUAUGAAGAAACUGAACAUGAUCAAGAUAUCGUGUCACUCUGAGAGUGGCCAGGGAUUUCAGAAACUUAUUUUGGAUAUGAAUACUCAGCUUAUCGAGGCCAUUAAACAGUACACUGGAGCUGACAUAACUGAAGGCAAUUUUCGCUCCCUGUCAGUUGACUUCCGAAGUUUACCGAAGGAUGCUCAGUUGGCUCUGGCAGAAGUAUGUAACCAAAGAUUGCUGCCCGGUAAUACAGAAUAUUACCUCACCUCGCUGGAAUUAUGCGGCAGCUCAUCCACGUUGCCCCGGUUCAUUACCUUGUUUCCUUAUCUCACUGAGUUGUGCCUGAUCUUGACAACAAUUAUGACACAAGAACUUCUGUCAGUCCUCGCCAGCAGAAUGCAUUUCUUGCUUUACCUCAAACUGACCGUUGUCAACCAGAUCGACGGCUUCAACGUGCAAGCUGGGGAAUUCAAGAGCCUGCAACGCUUAUGUUUUGUGUCCAAUGUUGAGAAUCCGAUCCUACCAGCAAGCGAGGAUGGAUGUCCAGGGGGACUUGACAUCAAACAUGGAGCUCUGCCGCAACUCGUGUCAUUGCAGCUGAUUUGCAGGCAUCUAGUUGGUCUUUCUUGCAUCAACAUUGCACACCUGAAAGAACUCAAGGAGAUCAUUCUUGAUGCUAGAGUGUCUGACACAACAACGGCGACAUGGGUAGAAGAAGUGACAAAGCACCCCAACAGACCAAAUGUUAUGACGGUCGAAUGGGCUGAUGAUGAUGAUGAUGAUGAUGAUGAUGGCACGGACAAUGAUGAACGAGCAAGAACAACCAGAGCACUCUGA